Messenger RNA from Manis pentadactyla (Chinese pangolin), 1968 nucleotides. RefSeq lists its product as uncharacterized. Lineage: Eukaryota; Metazoa; Chordata; Mammalia; Pholidota; Manidae. The record is from RefSeq and is a predicted model, not a curated record. Bases 895 to 1269 code for a protein of 124 amino acids. The transcript has 5 exons.
CAGGGCCAGGGUGGGUUGGGAAGGUCCAGCCCGGUUGCACCUGUGCCAGCGCGGGAGAGUCCCUUAUUUUAUUUUUGCGGGUGUGUGUGCUGGGAUUCUAGAAGGAAUCCAGCAUGUAGUAAGGUGGGGUCCAGUGCUAAGGGGAGGUGGAGUUAGGCGACCCUGGCAGGGAUGGAAUGGUGAGUUGUGAGAGCCGAUUUCUGAGUGUUGUUUCUAUGUGGUACAAUUUCAUGCAAACUCGAAUCAGAUGCGCUUCUUUCUGUGCCCACCUCCUCUCCCAAGCACCUCAUGCUGCCUGGAGCAGGGGCAGUGCUGUUAAGGGCAGUGGUUACUCCUGGCCCUGAGUGUGAACAGCCCAUCCUGGCUGUCUUCCACAGGAAAGCUGGCUGAGGGACAGAGCAGGAAGGAAGCAGAUGGGUGUGGAACCAGGAAGCAGCAAAGGUGGCACAGGACAUCUGAAGGGGGGCUUAGGGGUGCUCAGAGCUGGGAAGCAAUGUAACUGUUAUAGUCCAAAUCCUGUCCCCAACCCCAAAGCUGGGUCUCUUAGAGAAAAAGGAGUUUGUCAUGGCCCUCCAAUGCCCAGAUGCCAUCAGAAGCCUUCCCAGCUCUCAAAGGCAACCUCCUAAAGCUUCCCUUAGCUUUCUAAUGUGACCUUGGGCAAGUUAAUUAACCUGUCUGUGUCAACCUAAAAAUGGGAAAAUAGAAACUCCCCCCAUAGUAUUGUUGUGAGGAUGUGUUACACUAUGUGAAAUAUUAGAAUUGUCUCUGGUGCAAAGUAAACUUAGAAAGGUUUGCUGUGGUUAUUUUUCUUCCUAAGGUGCUGCGUAUACCUGCCCAGAGCUCUGGUCCCAUUCUGCCUUUUUCAUCUGUCUUAUCCACUAGACUUUGGGACCAAUGUCAGUACUGAACCCUGGCUGGCCCUGCGGAGGGGAGAGCCACACCCCUGGGGAGCCAGGUCCAUCAACCAACUCAGACAGCAAUCCCGGCCCCCCGCCAGAGGAAGACCCUGAGGACACCUCUGCUCAGGUGGUAGGAGUCCUGCCCUUCCCUCUGAGGCCAACAUGCUGUCCAUCCUUUGGACCUCCCAUUUCAACCAUCCUGGAGGAUCCUGAAGUUCUGGACGUUGACACCAGCCAAGCCUCCAAAUGGCCUGGGCUUCGGAGCCUCCUGCAGCGGCUUCCUCCACAGGACAGGUGGGUGUGGAGAGCUACUCAUCCUGCGGCCACCCAAGACAAGCCUCAAAACUUCUGGCUUUCUGGGCUGCUUUAAAAGGUCUUUUGGAAUAGGUAUUUGUAUAUUCUGAGUAUUAUUUACAUUCAUGCUUUUACAUCAUCUGAAAUUUAUGUUUUAGUUGGCUGUGGUGAGAGUAUGCCUCAUUUUCUUCCUGGAGGGAUAACCAGUCGAGUCAGCAGCACUUACUAAAUAAAGUGCCAUUCUUUUCUCACUGAGUUGGAAUUCCACCAUUGUUAUAUAUUAAAUCAAAUCUAUAUUGGGAUCUGUUUUUGUGUUUUCUUCUGCUUCACUGAACUUUUCAACAUUUCUUGACUCUUCUUGGAAAAGUGUUGGCCGGGGUCAGAGUUCUGGAAAAGCCCAUCUUCCCCAUGUCCUUGACCAGACCUGAAGGGUGGGUGGCCCAGAUUACUGCAUACACCUGGCAAGACUCCCCACCCCUGCAUCCACAGGGCUGUUGCUGCAUUGUGUUUAUAUACACUUCUCUGUGCCCUGCUUUUCUCCCUGCCAGCCUUGCCAGUCACUCAGCCCCACCACUACUCUGCUGCAGCCGCCAGGACUAAUCUCAUUACACACUGUAUCCCUGUUUACGUCCCUAGUCAGCCACCUCCCUAAAUCGAAUCCCCAUCUGGCCCUGCUUCCCCUUCUCUCAUCCUGUCUCCCACCGGCCUGCUAACCACUGAAACCCUCCAAGAAGCCCCCCGAGCUCAGGCGCGGGAAGGGCCCCAGGGUUUGUCC